Dermacentor andersoni is the source of this 2091-nucleotide messenger RNA. Its product is annotated as acetylcholine receptor subunit alpha-type acr-16-like. Gene Ontology annotation, biological process: monoatomic ion transmembrane transport. NCBI's taxonomy places the organism in Eukaryota, Metazoa, Arthropoda, Arachnida, Ixodida, Ixodidae. The record is from RefSeq and is a predicted model, not a curated record. Gene Ontology annotation, cellular component: membrane. Gene Ontology annotation, molecular function: extracellular ligand-gated monoatomic ion channel activity; transmembrane signaling receptor activity.
GCGUAGCAACUGGUGGGUGUCCAAGCGAUGCGGAGAAGUUCCACAGGAAGCGAGAACACUUCUUUUCGUGGAGAAUGCUUCUGGGCUAAAACAAGAAAUGCGCUUGGUCGCCUGAGCCCUCCUUUCAUCAAAAUCUGGUCCGCUUGAUUUCGGGUUUGUACUUGGCGAGGUCACGGAAGAGUGCGGGGUGUAUGAUUUUUUUUAAAAUCUGUGUGCAUGCAAGACAGGGUGAAAAGUUCAUGGAGCAAGUGAUCUGAGAGCAGACAGAAUGUUUAAAACAUGCUACUUGUAUUGCUGUACGGAGCCUACCUAGUGGCUGUAUUGUUUCAGCGGCUACAAGCUGAAACUGAGCUGGUAUUCGACUUUAUGACGGUGCCCUGAAUUUUGACCCUGCCUGUAGGUAUUGUUGUGCUUGUGAGUCUGUGUGUAUUUGGGUGGGGGGGGGGGCAUUGUUUGCGUGUACGCGUUUGUGUGCAUGUGUUUGCCUAUGUGCGUGCUUGGUGCGCUUGUUUAAGUAUCUGUGUUGUGCGCGUUCAACAAUAGUCCCAAAAUGCCGGCCUGUAUGUCGCAAGCGACAGCCGCAAAACAAAAAAAAGAAAGAAACGUGCUGUUAUUGUUCGCAGGAAACGAUAAUGACGGAAGCUACGAGCACACUGCCCAGCGCCUUCGGCGGCUACUCUUUCAAGAGAGGAACUACGACGCGACGUCCAGGCCCACGAACUCCACCUCCGAGCCGACCGUCAUAAAGGCGUCCGUUGUGUUCAAAAGCAUCAUGCACGUCAGGGGUGAAAGCGACUGGUUUACGGGUGUCCUGUGGCUGGGUGUGUUCUGGCACGACCACCGGUUGACUUGGAACAAGGAGGAAUACGACGACAUCGUGUACCUCGAUGUUCACAAGAGCCAAAUAUGGUCGCCCGAAGUGGACCUUCUCAACGUAGUGAGCCAAGAUUUCGACUCGUGGAUCGAUUGGCUCACCAUAGAUUACAAUGGCACGGUUUGGGCCUAUUCCACUGCCAAGUUCAAGUUACCCUGCCCCGUCGGUGGUGGAAAGUUCCAGACCGACGAGCAGGUCUGCACCAUUCGCAUGGCGUCAGACACGUACGGCAGUAACGAGGUGACGCUGGUGGAAGGCAAAUUCUGGGUAGAGCUCCAGACAGCCGGCAACACGGAGUGGGACCUCACCAAGAUGUCCUACGCCAAUCACACGGAAUUCAAUAGGUCCUUCCUGGACGUGUCGUUCCACUUGCGGAGGUUCGCGAAACGCCACCGCUACGCCGUCAACGUACCACUGGUGGCCGUGACGCUGGUGAUGCUCUCUGCCUUCUGGAUGCCGCCAGGUUCGGACCGCAGGCUUACGCUCGUCGGGCUGAACUUCCUGGUGGUCGCGAUAAUGCUGGACAGGACGACGACGCUCCUCGGGCUGUCGGUGGCGACGUCGAACACAUUCCUCUUCCUGGGUACGGUGGCGGUCGUGCAAGUGGUCACUGCAGCCGGAAACAUUUUCGCUCUGAACCUGCUGUCGUCUAGGACAGGCGUCAAAGUUCCAGACGUCCUACACCGCGCCCUGUCUGGAACAGCCGGAACUGUUCUUUGCCUAAACAUCCCCGAGCAAGAGACGUCGGUGCGACCACGAGAUGUGAUGCACCCAUUGACAUUCGACGACAGUCAAGAUCGAAGACGGCGGUGGCUUCUAUUGGCACAAGCCGUAGACCGGCUGCUGUUCAUCGUGUUCGGAUUCACGGCUAUCGGUCUCUUGGCGUGAGCCAUCAGUUUGUUCACAAGAGAGAAGUUGCAUCGGCUCCGCAAACUUGAGCCGAUAUGAACGCCGGUAAACCUUACUGGUGGGCCAUUUGCUAACGGUCGUCCUGUCUUCCUUUCAUUGUGUUUGGGUAGAUGGCCCACUGAGAUUUCAAAUUUAUUAUGUAUCGCAGACACACGCACAAACACACACACACGCAGACACGCACACACGUACCACAACUACGCGAAAUGCAAGAGAAAUAUAGGUAUCCUGAACUCCGAAUUUAAUACUUAGGUGUCCCCGGGCAACCUACACUGUCAGCCGCCAUACAUUUGUUGCCGGAAAUUAAA